AUGCACACACCUGACACAUUCAUCGGAGAUGAAGGUUAUUUUAAUUCACUGAGGAAAAGAGCCUCAAAGCUCCAGGCAGCGGGUGCACUGCCUUGGUAUUUGAAAGAAGAAACUGUCGGUCCCGAGGGAAAUGAUGGACCCUGUGAAUCCGAAUACUACACAUCUGGCUCCUCUCUUGACUCAGCCUCUUGUGUUGAGAUCUUCAAGAAACAAAAGCAUAUUGGAGAGCCUGGUAAUCUUCCCCAGAAGGAAUUAGAAAAUACCUCUACCUCAGAUUACUCCUCCUCUCUCUCUGACUACGAGAAUAGCGAAAUCACCGAGUUACCUGAAGAUGUUCCUCGUGUUGGGGCCCUUGAGAUGACUCCACCCCAGGUCUGGGAGGAGCGGGAAGCUUCCUCGUCCUCUCCCUCCUCCUCCUCCUCUCCCUCUGUCUCCUCCUCUCCCUCCUCCUCCUCCUCCUCUCCCUCCUCCUCCUCCUCUCCCUCCUCCUCCUCUCCCUCCUCCUCCUCCUCCUCUCCCUCCUCCUCCGCCUCCUCCUCUACCUCCUCUCCAGUCCCUGUGAGUCAGCAGGGUGAGUCCUCUCUGUUACCACAACACAUGGACACAGCACCCAUCAGGGAAAUUUAUUACAGGCGUGUUUUUCUGAAAAGAGAUGUGACUGUCUGGUGGGGUGGGGUGGAAGUGUUGGAGCCCGCGUCCAAAAAGACCAAACUGGUGCAGUGUGUUUUUUCUCAAGCGGCCCAAAAAACAUCUGGGGCCUUUUUAACACCAGAAAGCCAGAAUGCUUUUCUGAGAAGACCCUCUUAUGUGUCUCCACCAAAACGCCUCACUGACAUGGAGUGCAGCUCGUAUAACAAUGCCCUGCAGGGAGGGAGCUGGCUGGCAGUGCAGGGGAGCCUCCAGCACAGGAGGAGGGCUCCAGGGCCAAGACACCCGAGGGGCUGGGGACCCCGGACAGCGGCUUCAGGUGCCUGGGCUGCUACCAGGUUUUCCGCAGCUUGGAGGUCCUGCAGGCGCACGUGGAAAAUGCGGCCUGUGAGCGCUUCAGCUGCCAUGUUUUCAACCGUGCCUUUGCAGAGAUGCUCAGCAAGCACAAGAAGAGAGCCCGAGAGCUGGGAGGAGAAAAUCAGGAUGAGAACGUUUACCUGCCAGACCAAAAACGUUCUCGCAAUAAGACAUCCUCCUGGAAGUAAACAGACGUAUCAGGCCCCAGAAAAGUGAAAGUGAAGCAGGCCAGCCUCUACUGAGCCACCACUACUGGCCCUUUCAGCUCCUCUUUUUUGAAGGACUUGGCUGUU
This is a messenger RNA of Manis pentadactyla (Chinese pangolin), 1298 nucleotides long. RefSeq names its product vitellogenin-2-like. The transcript has 4 exons. The coding region runs from base 1 to 1221 and encodes 406 amino acids. Lineage: Eukaryota; Metazoa; Chordata; Mammalia; Pholidota; Manidae. The record is from RefSeq and is a predicted model, not a curated record.